CGCCCUGAGCUCCCCUUCUUGAGCUAAGGGCACCUCAGAGAACCUCUACCAAGGCUGAUGCUUGGUUGAAACAGAGUUUGGAUCUGAAAUCUGUCUGGGUAUAUAUACUAUGCUCAUCACCACUGUAUCUGAGUGCCUUACAGAAUUUCAUGGGUCUGCCAAGUAGUCUAAUCAAUGCUGUUUUGCGGUUCUGUCUAUCUACCUGUCUUCUGUCUCUCUUUAGGCAUUUACGUUGCACACAUUGUCUAGGAUUCUCUUGCUCUGGAUUGUGGGGAAGGGUGUUUAAGACAUUUAAUAUUAUUUAUUGGAAAGUCUAGCAAGGAAGGCAGCAAUGUGAUCCUUUUAACCUCUCAUGGAAGGAUAAUCCAAAGCUACAGGCUGUCUGCUUAGAAAGUUCUGCCUGCUGUAGCUGACAGUUCCACUGUUCCUGGGGAUGCAAAUACUAUGACUGCAGAGAGAACGUGGGCCCAAACCACGCAUGAUCAUAUAUUGAAUGGGGAGCCGUCAUACUGUCCCGAGCACCAGGAAGGUGUGCUCGUGCUGUCCUGCAUUGUAUAACAGGUAAGUUCAAAUGUUUUUAACUGGCUGGAGGCUUUUCAGCACUGGUGGGUGAAGUGGUUACCACUGAGCAGGAAGGUCACAGGGAAUCGAUCACAGGGAAUCAGUGAGGGACAACUGUUCCCACAAAAAUGAAGAGCUGACAUAGUAGAGCUCACUGGGUAACAUUUCUUGCUCUUUUCUCAGCUCCAGCUCUCAGAAACAGCUGGCACAUCAGCAGUCCCCAAGUCCUAGGGUGUUCCUGUAUAACAAGUACCAUCAUCAAAACAACUGCUGAGAGGCAGCUGUUGAGUGUCAGCUCUUCAUCUUCAAGAGUGGAAAAAACUAUGAAUGGGAGCUGUGUCUCUGAGCAGGAUGUGGAUAGCUCGAGUUCAGGACACUCAGGUGGGCAGAAAGAAGAGCCCUGUCUCCAAAGAUACUUGUUGUUCUCUUCCCCUAGUGUGUCCAUCAUAUCACAACUCCUCAGCCAGACAACUGCUAACAGGGGACUGGAUCCAAACUUCCUUUUCCCUUCCCCACAGACAACAGAAUCACCCCAGGAAGCCAGGGACUGCCCAUCUUUUAAGGAAGGGACACCAACCCUGGCCUCCCCUCUGUGUUACACUCCAAUUUCCAGUUUUGGUGACACAGACCAGUUCUAUAAUGAACACUUACGAGCUAAGAGAGCCAGAGUGGAAAGCAUUAUCCGAGGUAUGAGCCUCUCACCAAACCCUACCGCACUCGGUACCAAUGAAGCAAGAGACAGAGAAUGCCCUGUGGAGAAAAGAAGCGAGAACUACAGGGAGAACAAGAGAAAGCAGAAGCUUCCCCAGCAGCAAAGCCCACAUGUAGCACAGCUUGCAGGAAGAGGCAGGAACAGCGCCAAGGCAGAAGAGUGCCGCCAACUGAAGGAACAGCUUCAAGUUUUGCAGCAGCAGCUGAGGCAGCUUCAAGAGAAAUUCUUGCAGGUUUAUGAGUUCAGUGAUUCAGAUCAAAGCCACAAAGGGAUGGAGAAGACUAUGCACUUACUGAAGGGGAAGUGUGGAGACAGUCUAGAUGAAAGCCAUCAGGCUGCUACCAGUGACCAACUUAGAACUCUUCUUUGGAGGAGCAUCUCAGAGAUGGAAGGCCACAAAGUGUCAGAGGAAGAAAGGAGAAUGGGGGAUCUGGGUGAACUGUCCUCUGAAGAAAGAACCUUUUCUGAGACAUUAAAGCAUGAACUAGCCACAGUGGUAUCUCAGGCUGUGGACAUGGUUUUGAAAAAAGUAUUGUCCAAGCCAUCAGGCCAUCUGGCUCAGCUGUACAACAGCCUCCCAAUCUCAGCACCAGACAGCAGAAGAGAGGAUUUUGCCACUGAGGAAUAUUCCAUCAGAAAAUGGCUUCCUGGGGCUUCCUCUCAAAAUUUGGUAAACUCACUGACUGAAGCCCAUACAGAGGCCUUGUCACUAGUCAUGGAUAAGUGUCCAGACUUUCAUGUUCACCCGAUCAGUUCAAGAAUGGCUAGAAAAUCCUGCCAUGUACCUAACAUGAAUCACCCCUUGGUCGUGACUUCUCAAGUUCAAGAAAAAGAGAUUCUUAGCCAGCUACUAGAGUACAGUCAAAAUGGCCAUUGGAACAGCAGCUCUCAUAGAAUUGCCUGUUCCCCAGACAGGUCUUCUCAAGAGUCCCUAGAUCUACCUUGGAGUGCAGUCAAAUUGAAGUCAUCAGUCAUGAGACACCAGCAAUAUCCAAUGUCCCUUAACACCGCUGAAAUGGAAAGUUUGGCUUUUCUUCCAGCCAGGAAGGCAGAAUGUGGAGAGCUGCAGACUGUGAUGGAUGGGAUGCCCUUCUCCUCAGUCCAAAUCCAGGAGGCUCUGACCCCUGGCCACCUGAAGAAGGCCAAGCUGAUGUUCUUCUUCACUCGUUACCCCAGCUCCACUCUAUUGAAAACCUACUUCCCUGAUGUCCAGUUCAACCGCUGCAUCAGUUCCCAGCUCAUCAAGUGGUUCAGCAACUUCCGUGAGUUUUACUACAUCCAGAUGGAGAAGUUUGCCCGACAAGCCAUCUUGGAGGAAGUCACAGAUUCCAAACACCUGAUGGUUUCUCGGGACUCUGAGCUCUUCAGGACCCUCAACAUGCACUAUAACAAGGGGAAUGACUUUGAGGUCCCAGAUCGCUUCCUGGAGGUUGCUAGCAUGACCUUGCGGGAGUUCUUUAGUGCUGUCAGGGCAGGGAAGGACUCUGACCCCUCCUGGAAGAAACCCAUUUACAAAAUAAUUUCAAAACUGGACAGUGACAUCCCAGAUAUGUUUAAAUCUUCCUGCUGCCUCCAAGAACUACUCCAGAGUUAA
Messenger RNA from Gopherus flavomarginatus (Mexican gopher tortoise), 2867 nucleotides. RefSeq names its product prospero homeobox 2 (gene PROX2). Gene Ontology annotation, molecular function: RNA polymerase II cis-regulatory region sequence-specific DNA binding; DNA-binding transcription factor activity, RNA polymerase II-specific. The coding region runs from base 885 to 2867 and encodes 660 amino acids. The transcript has 4 exons. NCBI's taxonomy places the organism in Eukaryota, Metazoa, Chordata, Testudines, Testudinidae. Gene Ontology annotation, cellular component: nucleus. Gene Ontology annotation, biological process: regulation of transcription by RNA polymerase II. The record is from RefSeq and is a predicted model, not a curated record.